UUUUUAUUGAUCCUACGUAAAACGAAUUAUGAGAUGAAAUACUACUUCUUUCAUAUUAAUUGCACGAUGUGCGUACGCUUAUGAGAUGUAACGAUAAUAAAGACGAACCAAUUAUUUCGUCAGCCAUAGUUUAUAUAUUUUUAACGAAUAAAACACUUAAAUAUUUUUUUUAUAUACCGAAUGUAAAUGUACUCAAUCGUAACCUUUAAAUGUUAACAGUGUUGAUACUGUCACAAACUUUCUCAUAGCAACGAUUAACAACACUGCAUCUGAACGAUUGUCAAAUCAAAAUGGCUGCUAUGUAACUUUUGAAAAUUGCUCAUCCAUUUCUGAUAUAUUAAUUUAACAGAGAAGACAGAAACUAUGGAAAUAUAUACAUUUGAUAAAAGUCUUCAAGAAAGACUAGUAGAAUUCAGUGAAAUACUAUCUAGCCAAAACAAAAUAGUAUCGGCAUCACAAAUUAAAUCAGAAUGGUUAAAUUAUGUUGAACUUGUAAUAGAACCAGUUGGAUGGCAAGCAUUGUGGAAAAUUCCUCGUAUGACUUGUCAAGAUUUAAAAAUUCAUUAUCCUACUAUUGUCGUCGUCGAGGCAGAGCAAGUUGAUUUCAAUGAUCUCUUUGCAUUAGUCAAAAUCACAGCUGUACAAGAUGACAUUCAUUUGCCUGAAAAAUAUGAUGUACCUUUGAUAGAAUUAUAUCCAACUCAAAAACAAGAGAAUAGGACUUUAGACAUGGUUGGCACUGCCAGUUGUAUAGAUCAAGUGAGAUUUUUUUAUAAUUAUUUAUGGAUGCCAUGGGACCUUGAUGAUGAUGAAAAUUCAGAUUGGGUGACUUUGCAUCUAGAAUCCAGAAUUAGAUUAUUCUUUGAUAUGAAACGGGGAUGCGUCAAUAAAGAGACUUGCGACGUAAUCAGAACAUUGAUAAGGGAAGGAAGAGAAAUCCAGCAAAAAAUUUCAAGAUUAGAAGAAUCAAUGUCCGAUGAAGAGGAAGUUGAAAAUUGUUUAAUGGAUGAUGGUAAAGCUUGUCAGUUGAUGAAACUUCAUUUUCGAUUGCAACAAAUUAAAACAGAAAUGGAGGUACUUGAAAAUCCUGCAAUUAGAGAUAUUCUCUCACGAAAUCAUAACUCUAUUAUGGUACAAGAACAAAUAAGAAAGCAUGGGAAUAGUGAUAAGCAAAAGGAAGCUCAUUUUGUAUGGCUCGGUGGUACUUUAACAGAAAUAAAGAAUGCUGUAAAUAAAAUUGAAACUAUCAUAUCACCAAGUCUAUUACUACAAAUGUAUAGAUGCCUGCAAGAAGCUUUGCUUGUUGCUGACGUUGGUGAAAUUGUUUUUCUUGGAGAGGGACUACAUCAAAUUAAAGGCUCCGGUGCUCUAGAGGAAGGUGGCACUAUCAAAGGAAUUGGCAGGGCGGAACAUAUAAUACUUUCUGCAAAUGACAUAGAAAGCCCACCAUCUUUACUAGACUUUUCUGGACAAGAAGUUCUAUUAGAAGACAUAUCCAUAAACCUUGGUGAACUUCAGGCUGGUAUCAUUGUUAGAAAAGGAUCUGUAAAAAUGAUUGGUUGCACGAUAUUUGCCUUGAAUCAAAGCAUAGUUAAAUUAGGCAUAGUAAUCUUACCAGGUGCAAAAUUAAUAAUGGAAAAGAUAAUUUUUGAUGGAUUAGGAACUGCUAUUGUUAUUUAUGGAACAGGUGAAGUUGUUAUGAACGAAUGCAGCUUCAAAAAUUGUAUAGAGGGUGUCCAGUUACACGAUGGUGCUUCUUUAAUAGCAAAGAAAUGUACUCUUGGAUAUUUCAAAGAAUAUGCUAUUCGUAUGGAAACACAGAAAUAUUUAAAUGACACCGAGAGUAAAAGUGGUAGCAUUGAAUUAUUAAAAAAUGUAAACGAAAUUUCAUUGCAGGAAUGCACUUUCCAAGAUAAUAUUAAAGCAGAUAUAAUUUUCAAAUCAAGAGGUUCAACAUCUUUUACUUCAAAACAAGAUUGUAAUACCACAAUAACUUCUUAAAGUUGAAAAUUCUUGUAAUGCUAUUUGAAAUAUAAUUACAUACUUCCCAAGUAGUUUAUACAUGUCAUAUCAUAGUGCAUACAUUUAUAUAAUAUAUCAUAUUUUUGUAAUUGGAUAUUUUGUUGUAUUGUAAUGGGCAUAUGCGAAUUGAACAAACAGAUAUAUUUUCAUAUCGUACGUACAAAUGUACAUAUUAUUAUGUUUAUUUUGUAAAAAGAAGAAUUUAUAACAAGAAGAUUAUUAAAAAUCUAAAAAAUUCAAAUAAUUUAUGCCAAUGGUUUUUUAAAUUUGUUAUCAGAUUGAAAUCUUACUUUUCAAAGAUGUUUCAAGAGGUCUGCGACGAUGCUUUACAGAAUGUGAUAUUAUUUAAUUAUCAUCUCAUCCUACUCCGAGUGUAUUAUGGAUUAUUUAAAUAAUUAUAAAAUGUUUGUAUCUAUAAGUUUAUUAAAUGUAGCGGUACGAAAAAAGUUUAUUUCGAUGUUUACCCUUCGGAGUACGAAAGGAAACUGACGUAGUAAAUCACAUGGUCCUUCAAAUUUCUUCUUCUUCUUGACAUUAAACGAUCGACGCACACUGAAAGAAAAUUAUUCCAAGUCCAACUUUUAUAUAAUUUAACCAUUGAUAAGGUAGUAUUUAGUUUACAACAUAGCCACUAAGAGUCGCUAUAAUCAAAGAGAAAAAUAAUAGAUCUUUUGAUAUUUUUAAUUUUAUCAUCAUUGUGAAUGACCAUAAAUGUAAAUAACAAAAAUCGGUAGUUAACACAGUUACUAAGCAUGAAUCAUUCUCUUAUGAAACGAACGCUUGAAGAUACCUAUUGAU
Messenger RNA from Vespa velutina, 2820 nucleotides. It is a transcript of the gene nesd, whose product is annotated as protein nessun dorma. The transcript has 5 exons. The coding region runs from base 364 to 2001 and encodes 545 amino acids. Gene Ontology annotation, biological process: male meiosis cytokinesis; spermatogenesis. Lineage: Eukaryota; Metazoa; Arthropoda; Insecta; Hymenoptera; Vespidae. The record is from RefSeq and is a predicted model, not a curated record.